AUGGCGAAGCUUCAACUUUUCUUUCAAAGCCUAGUUGUAAUUCUGGCAGCGCUUUUUUAUCUCUCUCAUGCUGAUGUUGGCACAGCUGCCCAAUAUAAAACCCCAUAUUUACCCACAGCCUGUUAUGGAAAUGAUGCUUCACAGUUCCCCUCGAGCAACCUGUUCGCGUCGGCCGGCGAGGGGAUAUGGGACAAUGGUGCCGCCUGUGGGAGACAGUAUUUAGUGCGGUGCAUAAGCGCGGCUCACCCUAGAACUUGCAAACCCGGCCAGACAAUUCAAAUAAAGAUUGUUGAUCGUGCACUUACUUCAGUUUCUAGGCCUUCCCGGAAUGGUGCUACCAUGGUUCUUUCUACAACUGCAUUUGGGAUGAUAGCCAACCCUUCGGCUUCAUUCAUUAACAUAGAAUUCCAGCAGUGA
Molecule: messenger RNA, 417 nt
Organism: Quercus robur (English oak)
Lineage: Eukaryota; Viridiplantae; Streptophyta; Magnoliopsida; Fagales; Fagaceae
Product: EG45-like domain containing protein
Exons: 2
Coding region: 1-417 (138 amino acids)
Source: RefSeq, a predicted model, not a curated record